Lycium ferocissimum is the source of this 745-nucleotide messenger RNA. Its product is annotated as lysine histidine transporter-like 8. Bases 75 to 599 code for a protein of 174 amino acids. The record is from RefSeq and is a predicted model, not a curated record. NCBI's taxonomy places the organism in Eukaryota, Viridiplantae, Streptophyta, Magnoliopsida, Solanales, Solanaceae. Gene Ontology annotation, cellular component: plasma membrane. The transcript has a single exon.
AGUACUACCAUCUCUAAUAUUUAGCAUUUUUAUGCUACAGGAUAAUUAACAAUAUUUUUGUUUUGUCAUGGCAGAUGCCAAAUGGAGGGAUAUUGAGUGCAUUGGACAAAUACCGUGGAAAAGACACUUCAAAAGCAAUUCUAGGGAUAACAAGUUUACUGGUGGUAGUCCAUUGUCUUACCUCAUUCCAAAUCUAUGCAAUGCCAGUUUUUGAUAAUCUGGAGUUUAGAUACACCAGCAACAAGAAAAAACCAUGUCCAUGGUGGCUUAGAACAGGAUUGAGGCUAUUCUUUGGAUGCCUAGCAUUUUUCAUAUCAGUGGCACUCCCCUUUUUGUCAAGUCUGGCUGGGCUGAUUGGUGGAAUUGCUCUGCCAGUUACUUUGGCAUAUCCUUGUCUAAUGUGGAUAAUGAUCAAGAAACCUAAGAGAUACACUUCAAGUUGGUUUGUUAAUUGGUCACUCGGAGUUUUGGGCUUGGUUCUAAGUGUUCUUUUGGCAUUUGGUGCUAGAUGGACAAUAGCAACUCAAGGUAUAAUGUCCAUUUCUUCAAGCCCCAAUGAAGACCAAAAAGGUACGGGUGAUCAACAAAAAUCUAACUAGUACUCCACAGGUUAACGUUAUUGGUGAAAAUUGGGGAGAAAAAAGAACCUUAACAGCAGCCAACCAACAGGAUUUGCAAGUUGCAACCUCUUCAUGUACUUUGUAAAUAUAAAAGCAUACCACUUAUGUCUUGUUGUUAAUUUCAA